AUGAAAAGAAAGGCAGAAAUAAAAGUAGAAGUAAACAUAAAGAAGCAGAGGAAUUGCAGGCGUAAUCAUGGAGUGAACUGGGUAAGAGGAAAGCUGGUCGGAAGAGGAAGAUAUGGGUCUGUUCAUCUUGCCACUUCCACGAAACCCAUAACACGGUUUUGUCGUAGGCCUGAAAUUAUGGUGGUGAAAUCGUCUAAUGGGGUGCCGUGUUUAAGGUCUGUCCAGCAUGAGGCAGAGGUCUACAAUUUGUUCUUGGAAUAUGCCUCUGGCGGAAGCCUUGAUCAUCUGAUCAAGAAAUCCGACGGUUGUGGAUUGCCGGAAUCUGAGGUUAGGUGGUAUACCAAGUCAAUUCUUGAAGGGGUUAAGCACAUUCACCAGUGUGAUUAUGUUCACUGCGAUUUGACCCCAGAGAACAUUCUGCUUGUGCCUACCACCACAAGUUGUGGAAGUACUAGUUUGGUGGCAAAGAUAGCCGAUUUCGGAUUGGCUAAGAGAACAAAAGAAAAUGUCGGUGGAUCUGGAUGUAGAGGCUCUCCAAUGUAUCUGUCCCCAGAAGCUUUGCUUGACAAGUUGCAGGAUCAGCCCUCUGAAAUUAGGUCUGUUGGUUGCAUUGUGCUUGAGAUGCUCACCGGGAAGCCCCCAUGGGAUACGAGUUAUUGUUGGAAGCCUCGGGAUUUCCUGAACAAGCUGGUUUUUGACUCUCCCAAGAUUCCAGCUAAAAUCUCAAAGGAGGGGAGGGAUUUUCUAAAGAUCUGCCUGGCCUUCAAUCCCUGUAAAAGGUUAACUGCAGAAGAGCUCUUAUCUCAUCCGUUCGUUGCUCAGUCAAUACCACCAGAAGAAUAUAAUGGAGCUUCACAAUCUGAUACUGCAAGUGUAACUUUGAGUUCAAGCAGUGAAGAAGUGACUCUGCUUUGA
This is a messenger RNA of Prunus mume (Japanese apricot), 915 nucleotides long. NCBI's taxonomy places the organism in Eukaryota, Viridiplantae, Streptophyta, Magnoliopsida, Rosales, Rosaceae. The record is from RefSeq and is a predicted model, not a curated record.